AUGGCGGGGGCGGGGCCGAGGCGGAGGCGGGUUCGCGGGGGUGGGGGGGUCCCUCCGCGAAGGCCCGCCCCCAUCGCAUUUUAUUCCGGCCGGCCCCGCCGCUCCCGAGGCAGAGGCACAGCGUCCCAGUCGCCAGGCAGCUUCUGUUGGAUCAGCAGCGGGAGGGACUUGCCGCGGCGUCUCCCGGCCCGUUGUGCUCCCGCCCGGCCCGCCCAGCGUCCCCCGCCCGCGUCCCCCGGCUGGUCCGGGGGUCCGGGCACCACCUCCACGGCGGCUCCUCCGGACCUGAGGACUGGGCCGCAGCCCGAGUCCCGAGCGGACGUCAUGAAGAACCUGCCGUACUUCUGCCGCGGCGAAGUCGUGCGGGGCUUUGGCCGCGGCUCCAAGCAGCUGGGCAUCCCCACCGCGAACUUUCCUGAACAAGUGGUAGAUAAUCUUCCCGCUGAUGUAUCCACUGGCAUUUAUUAUGGAUGGGCCAGUGUGGGAACUGGAGAAGUCCAUAAGAUGGUGGUGAGCAUAGGAUGGAACCCAUACUACAAGAACACGAAAAAGUCCAUGGAAACUCAUAUCAUGCAUACCUUCAAAGAGGACUUCUAUGGGGAAAUCCUCAAUGUGGCCAUUGCUGGCUACCUCAGACCAGAAAAGAACUUUGAUUCUUUAGAGUCACUUAUUUCAGCAAUUCAAGGUGAUAUUGAAGAAGCUAAGAAACGACUAGAUUUACCAGAACAUUUGAAACUCAAAGAAGACAAUUUCUUCCAGGUUCCAAAAAGCAAAAUAAUGAAUGGCCACUGAUGAAAAAUCAA
Messenger RNA from Eptesicus fuscus (big brown bat), 803 nucleotides. RefSeq names its product riboflavin kinase (gene RFK). Gene Ontology annotation, molecular function: riboflavin kinase activity. Gene Ontology annotation, biological process: riboflavin biosynthetic process; FMN biosynthetic process. The transcript has 5 exons. The record is from RefSeq and is a predicted model, not a curated record. The coding region runs from base 1 to 792 and encodes 263 amino acids. Gene Ontology annotation, cellular component: mitochondrion. Lineage: Eukaryota; Metazoa; Chordata; Mammalia; Chiroptera; Vespertilionidae.